UACAUUGCUUCGUCAAGGUCCUGCUGCUUACUCUUGGUAUCGACGGAAUUUUUUUUACAGGAGAAAUCGGAAAUGAAGAUGGAUACAUCGUUUCCGCUGAGGUCGUUCCUCGUUCUGUCGCUGGUCGCCUUGUCCAGGGCUGCUAUCGACUUCGCCUCCAUGGCCGAGUCCAAUUUCCCGUCGGUCCAGGCGGAGAAGUUCAUUAGGGAUCUCAAUCUCAACCCUAAAAAGGAAGUUAAUGUCGUCGAGGGCGGCGCGGCCCUGAUUCGCGGCGAGGUUCCCGCUGGGAAGAAGAUUGUGGAGAAGAGGAUCAGCUUCCCGAAUCUGGUUGGGGAAGGCGAGGUCGGAUUUGCCGUCGAGGAUUUGGGGCACCACGCUGGUUACUACAAUAUUGAGCAUUCCUAUGCCGCUAAGAUGUUUUACUUCUUCUUCGAGUCUCGCAACAGUAAGAAGGACCCUGUUGUCAUCUGGUUGACUGGGGGACCGGGCUGCAGCAGCGAGCUGGCUAUAUUUUAUGAAAAUGGCCCUUUCAGCAUUGCAAAUAACAUGUCUCUUGUGUGGAACAACUUUGGCUGGGACCAGGCAUCAAAUCUUAUAUAUGUUGAUCAGCCGACUGGGACUGGAUUCAGCUAUAGCACUGACCGACGUGACAUUCGCCAUGAUGAAGCCGGAGUUAGUGAUGACUUGUACGACUUCUUGCAGGCCUUUUUCACAGAGCAUCCUGAACUUGCAGAGAAUGACUUCUACAUUACUGGUGAAUCAUAUGCUGGACACUACAUUCCUGCUUUUGCUUCUCGAGUUCACAAGGGGAACAAGAAUAAGGAAGGGAUCCACAUAAACUUCAAGGGUUUUGCCAUCGGCAAUGGCCUGACAGAUCCUGCAUUGCAGUAUAAGGCUUAUCCUGAUUUUGCGCUUGAGAACGGGAUUAUCACGAAAUCACAAUUCAAUAAAAUUACGAAGAUUGUCCCAGUGUGUGAACUGGCAAUUAAGCUGUGCGGAACUGAUGGUACGGUGUCUUGUUUGGCCUCCUAUUUUGUUUGCAAUACCAUAUUUAAUUCAAUCAUGUCGGUGGCUGGUAAUAUAAAUUAUUAUGACAUCAGGAAGGAAUGUGUAGGGAGCCUUUGCUAUGACUUCUCCAACCUGGAAAAGUUUCUUAACCUGAAUACUGUUAGGGAGUCACUUGGUGUUGGGGAUAUAGACUUCGUGUCGUGCAGUCCGACUGUGUACCAGGCCAUGUUGGUUGACUGGAUGAGGAACCUUGAAGUCGGGAUUCCCGCUCUUCUUGAGGAUGGAAUUCACAUGCUUAUCUAUGCGGGAGAAUAUGAUCUCAUCUGCAAUUGGCUAGGUAAGGGUUAUGCAGGUCGAAGGAAACUGAGAUGGGUUCAUGCUAUGGAGUGGUCUGGCCAGAAAGAGUUCGUAUCAUCUCCAGAAAUCUCCUUUGAAGUGGACGGUGCAGAGGCUGGAGUGCUGAAAACUCACGGACCCCUGUCCUUCCUCAAGGUCCACAAUGCUGGGCACUUGGUUCCAAUGGACCAGCCAAAGGCUGCAUUAGAGAUGCUGAAGAGGUGGACUCAAGGCAAACUAUCUGAUGCCACUGCUGAUGAAUCCAACCCGGGCAAGUUAGUUGCCGAGUUCUGAUCUUUGCUUGGUGGGCAAGCAUUCAGAAGAUAGGCUGGCUGUCUGUCUGGCUUCUGGUUUUCCUAAUGUACCUUGUAAAUAAGUUUUCCUUUUGAGGUAGUUGGCCUUGUAGAAGAAGGUUACAUGUGAGCUCGUGAGGUUCGAGUCAUAAAAGAUGUUUGUUCUUAUGUAGAAGGCAAGCGUAGUAAUGUACCCUUAUGUAGCAAGUAGCAACUGAUGUGGCACAUUUUAUAAGUCUUUUCUGCUUUCUGGACAUAUCAAGCUCUGUUUCGAGUCUUGUUAAGUUACUGCUAAAUGCUGUUUCAGUGAAGAAAACAAACCAAACAGAUGUCGCAUUAAAGGUGGAGAUAACUUCUCCAUGGACUGGGAAUCUGAUAUGUGCAAUGUUCAAGAAAUGAGGAGAUGAUGUUCAUCGACGCUUUCUCAGAAACUAGUACAUGCCCCGAGGCCUUACAAAUCAAUCUGCAAAUUAUUUGCCCUUAUCCCUAACUGGUUUUGCAUUACAAAUCGUUUUGGAGAGUUAGGCAAUAUCCAAAUCGUUUUGGAGACUUGAAGUGUCAGCAGCUCUGGUUCCCAAUAGUGCUGAUAAACCACUGUAUCAUGAAAUGAUGGUGGGUGGAUCAUGGAUGAUUCUUCAUUGCAGACCAAAAGAAAGCCUGAAUCAUUUCAAAGGCAUGAGCUUUACUAGCCGAAAAUGAUCUGUUGCAGUAGGAUUGUAAAUCAAGAAAGCACAGAUGCAGAAAGUCGGAAUGUAAUGCAAUCUUCGAAGCAAUUCAUUUCAAAUGAGCAUUCCAUCAUCAGUAGCAAAUUCCUAAGGAAAUUACAAUCACUACAAAGUUGCAACAUAGCUCAAGAAUUCAAUCUUCCUCGCCACUCUCAUCGCUAAAGUAACUGGCUUUCUUCACCUUCUUCUUCCCCGAACCCUUCCCUUCUUCAUCUGCCAACAACAAUCUCUCCUCCGCCCUCCCAUCCACCGCCGAAGCCCAAUUCUCCUCUUCAAACCCCUGACCAUCUCCCCAAUUCCCUCCUCCUACUUCCCCAUCCUCCGCCGCGUCCUCCUCGUCUCUCCUCUCAGAAGCACCACCGACGCCGCGACCGACGCCGCCUUCUCUCCGCCCCCGCUUCGGCGCCGGCGGCCUCUCCCUCGCGCCGAGCUGAUUCUUCGGGCACUCGUACGACAAGUGACCGCCUUCCCCGCACUCGUAGCACUUGCUCUUGUCCUGAUACACCCUCUUCUUAAUAAACUCCGUCGCCCGGCCGUUGUCGUUGGCAAUCGACGCCGAUAGGGUCCGGCCGUUGAGGAUCUUCUUGUCCAUCUGGCGCGCGGCCGAGGCGGCGUCGUCGCGGGAGACGAACUGGACGAAGGCGACGCCGCGGGACUGGCGGGUGGCGCGGUCCUUGAGGACGGUGACGCGGGCGAUCUUGCCGAAGGUGGAGAAGAGGGUGUGGAGGUCGGAGUUCGUGAGGGCGAAAUCGAGGUUGGAGAUGUAGACGGUCGACUUCGACGGGGCCAGUCCGCCCGAGCCGCGGGAUUUAGGGUUCCGAUUAGCGGCGGCUGCUGUUGAGGUGGAGGAGGUCGAUGACGGAGGAUCUGGUGCCGAGACGGAGGAGUAACGGUAGUAGAAGGUGUCGUCUUCAUCGCUGUCGCUUCCGCCGCGGCGACCCAUUGUUUGCUGCUUGAUCUCUCUAAUUCGGUGGCGGCUCUAUCUCGCCGGACAUUUUUGUGUUUCGGGUUAAUUGCUUUGCUGGUCAUUGCUUUU
Molecule: messenger RNA, 3398 nt
Organism: Linum tenue
Lineage: Eukaryota; Viridiplantae; Streptophyta; Magnoliopsida; Malpighiales; Linaceae
Source: the annotation of a GenBank genome assembly